CCGGAUCCCAGUUCAGUUUAACGACAGGAACAAGAUGAGACGUGUUGCCUGCAGCAGACGUGAUAUAUUUGAUGUCUAAGCUUCACGAUGUGUUCAAUUCCCGGGCUUCCAGCACCAGGAACAGAAAUCUCUGUUCUCAUCACCAGGGUGAACCUGAAACCCAACUGUGGUCUUGUGGAAUUAUGGGUAAACAUGGAUGAUGAGAAGAAACACAUUUACGAGCAGAUGAGAGAGGAAAUUCAGACUCCUCACAGGAAGUUUUCUGGAUUAGAAGGGAAACCAGGGGAUCUCUGUCUGGUCUGCAUCAACGAAACCUGGCACAGAGCUCGGAUCGUAUCGAUUGAAAGUCAAACAUACAGUCUUUUUCUAAUUGAUCAGGGGCAGCCCCACAUUGCCACAAGUGCAGUUUUAGCAUGGGCUCAAAAUGACAGCUUUCUCCUGCCUCCUGAAAUCGAAUGUUGCAUACUUGCAAAUAUCUUGUCCCUUGAGAAAAAUUUCCCUCAUAGAGCUACAAAGUUUUUGAUGUCUCUGCCUGGGAAGAAGUUUAGGGGACUCGUUCAAUAUGUACUGAUGCCGGAUAGGACAAUUCUCCUUGACAUACCAGUUGUUUCGAAGCACAUGUGCAAGUCUAGAGUUGCAAAGAAGAUCCCAGUGGAGGAAUUUAAAAAUAUUGUACUGAAAUGUCUAAAUUUGCCCAAUGAUGAGUCUUCUGAGGCCUUUGAUGUAACACAGGAACAGAGCCUGAAUGUUAGCAGCCAAUUUGCUAAACAUAACCAAUACUUUUACCCAGAGCUGCUUACUGACAUUUUGGAAACGGUUUAUGUGACUGAGGUAAUUGAUCCAGAAAAUGUUUUUUGCCAGCUUGUUAUUCUUUCAAAAGCAGUGAAGAUAUUGUCUGAACAGAUCCAUCAACACUAUGAAGAGAGCUCUAGUUUUGGAGAGGAACUUCCGCAGAGCUGUGGGGAUCCAUGUGCUGCUAAAGGGACAGAUGGCAGAUGGUACCGCUCAUUACUAAAGCAAAACAUUGAGACCUGUGAUGGUGCUGUAAAAGUUUUUCAUGUGGAUGAAGGAAAAAAUGACUUGGUGCCUGUUGAAGACAUCAGGCCACUGGCUGGCAAAUUCCUGAGAAUGCCAGUUAUCACAUAUCGUUGUUCUCUAAAUGGAAUAAAAGAAAAUGGCAGAGAGUGGACUGCAGUGCAGACAGAUUUGUUGAAAUCACUCCUGCUGAACAAGACUGUGGUGGUGACGUUUGACCACUAUGAUGCGACUCAAGAUGUCUAUAAUGUUACACUCUAUGCAGCUAAUGCUACCUGUGUCAACAGUUCUUUUCUGGAGAAGGCAGACUUUAUUCCCCUCUCUAAGCUUGAGCAGGAUUUAAUUGUCCAGAAUGAAUCUCUUAACUCAUCCAUUCUCAGUUUACUUGAAGAUGAACAAUGCAUGAAUUUACAGAACAAAGUCCAUGUCAUUCCUGAUGGUAUACCGGAGGGAACUGCGCCAAGCUCCAAAAACAAAACGGUCAAUGGUGGACAAGAGUGUGCAUCUCCUUCUUGUAACGGUGACAUUUAUAUGAAAGCAAGCUCUGAACCUGCAGUAGAUUGCAAUGGGAAUACUGCAUCAAGUUUCUGCUCUGAGUUGCAAAGUGCUUGUCAUGACAGUGCAUUCACUGUAGGAAGUAGUGUCACUGUAAAGGUGUCUUGCAUUGAAAGCCUACAGAAGUUCUGGUGUCAAAUAACAGAAGAUGACGACUCCCUCAGAUGCCUUAUGCAAGAUCUGCAAAAUCACUAUUCAUCCGCCCGCUCUCAGCCACUUAUUCAGUCCAUCUGCGUUGCCCGUAAUCCAGAUGAUAACAUGUGGUACAGAGCAAGGAUCGUUGCUAAUAGCAAUUCACCUGUUGUAGACGUGAGAUUUAUAGACUAUGGUCAAAUUCAAAAGGUCCCUCUGCAAGAUGUGCACCCCAUUGAUCCAGCUUUCUUGCGGCUAAGUACUCAGGCUUUCCCAUGUUGCUUAUUCAGUCUGAAGAGUCCUACUUAUCCCGUUACCACUACUUGGAAUAGCGAUGCCUUAGCAGAGUUUCACAAGUUUGUGGAUUUAAGUGCGUCGACAGACAGUAGUUUGAAAUGCGUUGUAAAGGCAGUGGAAUCUGAUGAAGAAGGUCUGCUGCUUAAUAUGGUAGACAUUCAGACUGCAUUUGGUAGUGCACGUGAGCUUCUGGAUAAGAAAUGUGCACAGUCUGAGGCACAUCUGCAAUCUCCUCCACAAGUCACAUCUGAUGUGUACAAUUACUCCACAUAUAAUAUUGAGGUGGGUGGUAAAGAAAAUGUGUGGAUAACAUCUUCAGAGACUGUCAAUCACUUCUACUGCCAACUGGACAGGAAUGCUAAAUUGUUUGACAAAUUGAUGGAAAGUGUUGCACAACUCCUUAGUGAGCCACAGCGCUCAGAUCAGACUCUUGGACUCAGUAGCUUGUGCUUUGCAAGGUACACUGAUAAUGAGUGGAACAGAGGUCAAGUAGUAGAAAUAACUCCAAAGCACAAAGUGCACUUUGUGGACUAUGGGGAUACUCUUGUAGUCAGUGAAACUGAUAUCUGUCCCUUUCCCACUGAAGCGAGCGUGGCCAGGUCAUGUCCAGUGCAAGCUAUUCCCCUCGGACUGUUUGAUGUCCCUGCAGAAUUACCCCAGGAGGUCAACCAGUGGUUUGCAGAUCGUGCUGUUGGCCGUAGUUUCACCAUUUCCGUGGCAAAAGUGGAAAAUGGAAAGCUAAUUGUUGAACUGUAUGAUGGCUCAGUGAGUGUGAAUAUGAAAGUCAGAGAGAGGAUGGCUAAAACUAAACAAAACAAAAUGACCGAUGUCAAUCAGCAGACUGACCAGCACCACUUUAACAGCUUGAACAAAGGCUGUUCAGCACAAGAAUCAGUAUUGGUGGAGACAGCAGGACAAAAUGGAGUCCAUGGUAACGAUAGGAUGUCUGCUGCAGAUGAUUUAAAGGGGAGUUCAAAAUCCACAGCUAAUGUCGCUUCACCACGGAUUGAGCAUGCAACGGUUUUGGAUGAAGGAACAAAACCCAUAAUGCUUGUCACUCUUGAAGACAAAACUGUGGCAGAGACUUCUGUUCAGAUUUGCCACAGUGACUCAGACACACAGCACUCCAAUUCUUGCCUUGAGAAAAACUUGACCAUCUGCAUGUACAAUUGGCCAAAUAUUUCUCAAAAACGGAUUGAGGACGUGUACGCUUCCUGCAUUGUUGGACCACAUUAUUUCUGGUGUCAGUACAACACUGAAGAUCUCAACAUGAUAUCAAAGCUUGCUCAGGAAACUGGGCAAAUUCAAGACGCAGUUUUUCCUGAGGUACUGGUGCCUGGAAGUCCAUGCCUUGCUCUCUUUUCCAGUGACAACCAGUGGUACAGAGCUCAAGUAAUUCAAAAGACUAACAGUACUCUCGAUGUUCUAUUUAUUGACUAUGGAAAUGAGUCUGAAGUUAGCAUUAAAGAUGUGAGGUCAAUACCCCAGCAUCUGCUGGAGAUUCCUCCUCAGGCAUUUCUUUGCUUUCUAGAUGGCUUUGAGUGUGAAGGCUCCUGGGACGAUGACGUGUAUGAUGACUUCUACAAUCUUGUGGUUGAUAAGCCGCUCAAAUUGACAGUCAUUAAUAAGGAAAAGUAUUCAGAGAUGGCGGUUCCUCAAUAUGCAGUGAAUAUUGAAUGUGUUAAGAUGUUCAUCAGUAGCUUAGUGCAGGAAAACAGGAAAUCACUGUCAGGAGAAAAUUCAGAGAACCAGACUGAUCAAGCAGAAAGUUUCUCCCAAGGCAUUCAAACUGAGAACAACACAACUCAUUUUGAUGCUCCCAAAGGAAAUGACAAUCUUUGCAUGUACAAAGAGCCACAGCUUUCCCAAAUCGAUGCAGAGACUGUAUAUGCUUCUUGCAUUGGGGAUCCCUUUUACUUCUGGUGCCAGUAUGCCAACACAGAAGGUCUCCGUGAAGUGUCACAGCUUGUUCAGGAAGCAGGAGAGGCACAGAAGGACACGAUGCUCCAUGAGACUCCCCAUCCAGGGAGUCCAUGCCUCGCUCUAUAUUCCAGUGACAACCAAUGGUACAGAGCCCAAGUAAUUGAGAAAGCGGACAGCACACUGCAUGUUUUGUUCAUUGACUAUGGAAGCGAGUCCGAGAUUGACAUCAGGAACAUCAGAUCAUUAUCCCAGCCUCUGCUGGAAAAGGCUCCUCAGGCCUUUUUGUGCUGCUUAAAUGGAUUUAAGGAGUCCGAGGGCUCCUGGAAUGACUCAGUUUACGAUGACUUUUACACUCUUUUGAUUAAUAAACCACUUAAUCUCAGAGUAAUCAGCAUAGGAAACCACUCAAAGGUUGGUGUUCCUCAGUAUCAUGUUGAAAUUGAGUGUGAAGGAGUGGCUGUGAACACACUAAUGCAGAAAUACUGGAAUCCGGUUACAGAAGAAUGUGUUGAUGCUGAAAGCCAUCAAACAGAAAACCUCCCACAGGGUGGUCAGACUGAACCUGAUGUGAAACAAAUUUGCGUUGCAGAAGAAAAUGUUUUUAAAUGCAUGUACAAAGAGCCGCGACUUUCCCCCAACGAUACAGAGAUGGUAUAUGCAUCUUGUAUUGUGGGACCACAUUUCUUCUGGUGUCAAUAUGCCAACACAGAGGACCUCUGCAAAGUGUCGCAGCUUGCUCAGGAAGCAGGAGAGGCACAGCAGAAACUGUUCCCUGAGACUCCUGGUCCAGGCAGUCCAUGCCUCGCUCUGUAUUCCGAUGACAACCAAUGGUACAGAGCCCAGGUUAUUGAGAACGCUGAAACUUCACUGCAUGUUGUGUUCAUUGACUAUGGAAAUGAGUCUCAAGUUGACAUCGGUGAUAUAAGAUCACUGCCUCAGACUCUGUUGGAAAAGGCUCCUCAGGCCUUUUUGUGCUGCUUAAAUGGAUUUAAGGAGUCUGAGGAGUCUUGGGAUGACACAGUUUAUGAUGACUUUUUCAACCUUGUGAUUAAUAAACCACUCAGACUGACAGUAAUCAGCAUCGGAGACCACUCGGACAUCACUGUUCCUCAGUAUCACGUUAAAAUUGAGUGUGAGGGAGUGAAUGUGAACAAACAAAUGCACAAAUACUGGAAAGGAGUGGCCAGAGAUGGUGCCUUGGCAGAAAGUGUGGAAUCAGUAUACAAGGAUGAAACCAGUGCCAAGGACGAGAUUGACGAGGCUUAAAAGCUGUCAAGUGAUACGGCAAUCGCUCUGGGGAGCCAAAAUGUGUCUGAUACGUUGUUUCAAUAUGAAGUAACAAUUUGUCUUAUUACAUUUUUUAUUUUUAUAUUUGUCCCAAUAAAGUGUUUACAUAGA
Maylandia zebra (zebra mbuna) is the source of this 5340-nucleotide messenger RNA. RefSeq names its product tudor domain containing 6b (gene tdrd6b). The record is from RefSeq and is a predicted model, not a curated record. Lineage: Eukaryota; Metazoa; Chordata; Actinopteri; Cichliformes; Cichlidae.